Diaporthe batatas is the source of this 2398-nucleotide messenger RNA. RefSeq lists its product as uncharacterized. The transcript has a single exon. Gene Ontology annotation, biological process: DNA-templated transcription. The record is from RefSeq and is a predicted model, not a curated record. Gene Ontology annotation, cellular component: nucleus. Lineage: Eukaryota; Fungi; Ascomycota; Sordariomycetes; Diaporthales; Diaporthaceae. Bases 13 to 2148 code for a protein of 711 amino acids. Gene Ontology annotation, molecular function: DNA binding; zinc ion binding; DNA-binding transcription factor activity, RNA polymerase II-specific.
GACGAUUGCUCCAUGGACCAACAGGAAACAGCCUCGACUUCACACCAAGCACGCUCGAGCCUUUCCGCGCAGAAGAGUCCUCGGAUCACAGGCGCCACCCAGCGUGGUGAGACUGCCGGCGAUGCGGCGGGGGAACGGCCUUAUCGGUCGCACCUCCGGCCGGCCUGCCAGGCAUGCAGGCGGCGCAAGUCUCGCUGCAAGGUUGACGAGGGGGAGGAGAGAGGAUGCAUCAUGUGCCGAGUGCAUGGGACAAAGUGCGAGUUCCCAAGCACAACCUCAAAGACAUCGACACAGCCGCGGAGAACUGCUGCGCCUCGCAAAAGGACCGAGCCGGCGGCGGCCCAGAAGUCCCGUGCAGGACCGCGAUCCGGCCGAGCAUCCUCGGAGACAGCAAGGCAGAUUAGAUCUCUAGAUGAGCUACCUGACCCCCGGCCAGCACUGGCUCCCCAGGCCCAGACGGCCUCGUUGCGUUCGCAUGGUCUGGCACGGGUGGGAGACAACAACGAUGGCGCCGUCCAGCGUGCGACGACCCUCAUCGCCGGCCUGGGGAGUCCCGAGGAGGAAGAGAGCCCACACAUCCUCGGCCCCGUCGUGACGAGCGACACCCAGAUCCUGGCGGAAUACCUGCGCGCCGACCCCCACCACGGCGCAGGCCGGCGCCUGGCGCGGAUCGUGAGGCCCGGCCGCGGUGGAGGCGGAGGCGGCGGCAGGGGCGGGGGUGGAGCAGCGGCCGGCCAGGGCAGCAGCUCCGUCAUGUUCGCCAGGGUCCGCAGGCGGCCGAUGGGCCAGACGCCGAACCAGUCGGUGGCAUCGGGCAAAUGCCUCAUCAUCGAGAGGAUCAUCGAGCCCUUUGGAGACGAGCUGAUCGACACGUACUUCCGCAGGGCCAACGCGUGCUUCCCGCUGCUGGACGAGGGCUCGUUCCGGGACCAGUUCCGCCGGCAGCCGGCGCACAUCUCAUCUGCACUGCUGGCAAGCGUCUACGCCCACGCCCUGACCUUUUGGUCACAGCCACGCCGGGCGGCCGGGCGCCACUGCCCAGACAGCAGGUUUGUGUGGAACCAGGCCACCGACGCGCUGUACUCGGAGCUGCAGCUCUGCCCGGGCAUGUCGACGGUGGUUGCGGUGCUGCUGGACGUUGGAGGCCGCCCGUCGACUUCCCUGAUAGGCAACGGGGUCUUGAUCGGGUCCGCGGUUUCGAUAGCCCACGGCCUGGGCCUGCACCGUGACCCGAGCGACUGGGACAUCUCCGAGCCGGAGAAGACGAUCCGGGUACAGAUAUGGUGGGCUCUCCUGGUCCAUGACAGGUGGUUCAGCCUCGCGUACGGGACGCCUCCGCACAUUCAGGGGCAAUUCCACGAUGCCCCGAGGCCGAGGGCAGAUGGCGGUGGGAACACAGUCUUCCUGGCGCUCGUCAGCCUGAGCGAAGUACUGGAUGCGUUCCUAGUACACAUCUACGCCCUCAAGCCGGACAGCCAAGGCACAUCCGAGUUUGACCCGGGGGCUGCCCUGAGGCGAUGGGAAGGGUCUCUCAUCGGUGACAUGCGCCGGCUCAUCAUCCAAGGCAGAGACCUCAGUGCCCCAGGGGCGAGUAACCUCCGCUUGUCGUAUCUGUUCGUGCGGCUCCUCCAGCGGCGAAUGGAACUGGACAGCAACACAGACAAAGGCCAGCACGCAGCCACGGAUAACCUGUCAGCCCGCUACAUUCACCUGCGCGAGGCUGCAGAAGACAUCGUACGCCUGGCCCAGGCACUCCGAGCACCGCAGCUCAACGAUUUCUGGCUUCCCACUGCCGCAUUCAUCUUCACCUCCACCAUUGCCUUCCUGCUGCGAGUUGCCCUUGAGACGGAGAAGACAGGCAGCGGGCUUGGCGGGAGCGUCUCGCUGAGCCUCGCAAACGACCUGCUGGCUGCCUUGAAGGGCCAUCAGCAGAACUUCGGGUGGGACCUGGGCGACGCUUGCAUCGCCCAAUAUGCCGACGUCGUCGAGGAGCUGCGAAAGGCGACCCCGGUGGCUAGUAACGCUGGCCAAGGUGAGCAGGACACAGCUGUGUCCCUGGUAGACUGGCAAGACUUUGAUAUGUCAGGCUUGCCUGAUGUCGACGAGUUGUUUCCGAAUCUGUGGGACAUGUUUGACAGUAACUAUUAAGGGCAUAUCUGUACAGGUGCAUGUGACUUGUUACAGUCCAUCUACCGAAACCACCCAUGCUGACUGGUGCUCGCAAGCUUAUCCUGAGGUGAAAAUGUGACUUGGACACCGGGACCUGAAUGAACACACAUGUUACAUACCUGGUAACCAGAAUGACAUCUGAACCUCACCCAGCAAUAUUGUGCCCUGAACGCAUUAUCCGGACGCCCAGGUGCCACGACUCGGGCUGCCAAUCAUGACAUGAAUGAAG